CGCCGCGAACCUCUCCCGGACCGUCAUGUACAACCGUAUAGACGCGCCAGUCUCAGGCGAGAAGCCUUUCACUGAUUACAACCGCUGGCGCCUGCUCGUCAACGAUGGCGGGCGUCACACGUGGCAUUACCUCGAGACGGAAGAGGAAUGCGAGAAGUGGCCCAUGAACGACAUCGACAAGUUUUGGAUGGGCAUACCUCUUAACCUCCCUGCUCUUUCGAAGCCGAACACAUUUUUUGAGGCGGCGCGGAAUGGGAUGGAGUUCUACAAGCACCUGCAGGCGCACGACGGACACUGGCCAGGGGAGUAUGGAGGACCUAUGUUCCUGCUUCCAGGUUUUGUCAUUGGCUCUUACGUCUCGGGCAUGCCGUUCAAGGACCCUGAGCGGCGCGAGAUGAUUCGCUAUCUCAUAAACAUGGCGAAAGAGGACGGCGGGUGGGGACUUCAUAUAGAAGGCCAGUCUACUGUCUUUGGUACAGGCCUGAACUACGUUGCAUUACGGCUUCUCGGCGUGGACGCUGAGCACCCGACCUGCGCAAAGGCAAGGGCGAAGCUUCACCAACUGGGCGGUUGCGCUGCGAUCCCUGCAUGGGGUAAAUUUUGGCUGGCUCUACUGAACGUUUACGACUGGGAGGGCGUAAACCCGGUGCCCCCAGAACUAUGGCUUCUACCCGAGUGGCUCCCAAUACACCCCUCGAGGUGGUGGAUUCACGUCCGGCAACCGUAUCUGGCCAUGAGCUAUCUGUACGGUGUCAGGUUCAAGAUGCCCACAAACGACCUAACAUUGGCUCUGCGUCAGGAAUUGUACACUGAGGACUACUACAAGAUCUACUGGCCCGCGCAACGAAACAACAUCGCCUCCGUCGACCUCUACGCCCCGCACUCCAAGAUUUACGACCUCAUCAACGUCGUCCUCACCACCUACGGCCAAUGCCCCUUCCCACCGCUACUCAAUGCCGGCAUCAACCGCGCCUACGAGCUCAUCGUCAUGGAGGACGAGAACACGUCCUAUCAGACGCUCGCGCCCGUGAACAAGAUGUUCAACCUCGUCGCGCGCUUCCAUCGCGAGGGCGCGGGCAGCGAGGCGUGGAAGCAGCACGAGAUCAAGCGACAUGAUUUUAUGUGGCUGGGGCCGGAGGGGAUGCGCAUCUGCGGGACGAAUGGGAGUCAAUUGUGGGACAUUGCGUUUAUUACCCAAGCGUGUGUGGAGAUGGGGCUGGCGGAGUUGGAAGAGAAUCGGGAGUGUAUGAAGAAGGCGCUGGAGUGGUUGGAUGAGGGGCAGAUGCUGGAUAAUCCGAAGCACUUCAAGGAGGCGUACAGGAUGGCAACGAAGGGGGCUUGGGGCUUCAGCACCAAAGAGCAGAGCUAUCUCGUUUCCGACUGCACGGCUGAGGGCAUGAAGUCCGUAAUGUUCUUGCAAAACCAUCUCGACUACAUGCCGAAGCGCGUGUCUGACGAGCGCUUACGCUGGCCUGUCGACCGCCUCCUCACUAUGCAGAACCCAGGUGGCGGGUACGCCAGCUACGAGGCUAUCCGCGGCCCGCAAUGGAUGGAGCUGCUGAACCCUGCAGAGGUUUUCGGCAACAUCAUGGUCGAAUACUGCUACCCCGAAUGCACCACCUCCGUCGUCACCGCGCUCUCCCACUUCCGCAAAUUAUACCCCGACUACCGUGCGCAGGAAAUUGACCGCACAAUCCGCGACGCCAUCGAGUACAUCCACAACGCGCAGACGCCCGAGGGAGGCUGGAUCGGCUCGUGGGGCAUCUGCUUCACCUACGCGGCGAUGUUCGCCACGGAGAGCCUGUCGCUCGUCGGCGAGACGUACGAGACGAGCGCGUGUGCGCGCAAGGCGUGCGACUUUUUACUUCGUCAUCAGAGGGAGGAUGGCGGGUGGGGGGAGAGCUACAAGUCCUGCGAGCAGAGCCGCUGGGUCGAGCAUGAGCAGACGCAGUCCGUGCAGACCUGCUGGGCGGCUAUGGCGCUUAUGCACGCCAAGUAUCCGCAUCCAGAGCCCAUCGAGCGGGCGGCGCGCCUUGUCAUGUCGCGGCAAAAUCCUGACGGCUCCUGGCCCCAAGAAGCCAUCGAGGGCGUGUUCAACAAGACGUGCGCGAUCUCGUACCCGAACUUCAAAUUCGCGUUCCCGAUUUGGAUGCUGGGGAAAGCGCAGAAGUAUGUGGAUGGGCUGCGGGCGAAGGCGAAUGGGAACGGGGCUUCGCACGGGGAGUAUUGACUGCAACACUCUUUGAGGGCAAGGCUGUGAGCUCUGCGGGCGGAAUUGUAGUGCUCGAUGUUGCUUUGCUUUGGACAUAUCUUACUAGCUUUGAAUAAUUAUCUUUGCGUGCAUUGCGGAA
Schizophyllum commune H4-8 is the source of this 2351-nucleotide messenger RNA. Its product is annotated as terpene synthase. The coding region runs from base 26 to 2230 and encodes 734 amino acids. Gene Ontology annotation, molecular function: lanosterol synthase activity. The transcript is spliced from 12 exons. Gene Ontology annotation, cellular component: lipid droplet. Lineage: Eukaryota; Fungi; Basidiomycota; Agaricomycetes; Agaricales; Schizophyllaceae. Gene Ontology annotation, biological process: ergosterol biosynthetic process; triterpenoid biosynthetic process. The record is from RefSeq and is a predicted model, not a curated record.